UUGAUUUAUUAUUUCGGGUCGCAAGAGGCAGACGGGUCAAACAGUCUCUCGAUUGUCCCCGAUCCUCUGCCAGCCUUUGAGUUCGGUGGAAGUCGUUGGGAAAACGUUGAAAAAACUUCACUUUAUUGCCAUCCGCUUCCAUGUAUAGAAUGCUAUGGCAGCCGAACGUUUAAGCGAGAUGGAUUUCCUUGUUUAAAAUAUAAUGGACAUUACUUUCUUACUGCACUGCUUUAUUCUAUCUUUCUGGGCUUUUUUGCUGUCGACAGGUUCUACCUGGGAUAUACAGGCAUUGCCGUUGGUAAGCUGAUGACUCUUGGUGGACUUGGGAUUUGGUGGAUUGUGGAUAUUAUACUUCUGAUCACCGGAAAUUUAAUGCCUGAAGAUGAUUAUAGUUGGAUGCCGUACUAUUAA
Molecule: messenger RNA, 411 nt
Organism: Soboliphyme baturini
Lineage: Eukaryota; Metazoa; Nematoda; Enoplea; Dioctophymatida; Soboliphymatidae
Source: the annotation of a GenBank genome assembly